AUGAACAUCAAGCUCUCAUCACUAAAGAGCGCAUGAUGAAUGAUGAACUUCAAGAUGCUCGCAAAGAAGCUAUAGGAGCUUUGCAGGGCUUGUCCACUCACCACCUCAGAAAGUUCCAAAUCAAAAGAAUGGGACAGAUUGAUACAAAACCAUUUGAAGCUUUGUUCUCAAAUAAGUGCUCUAGUGAAGACUGGAACGCAGAAGCUAUAAAACUAUGUUCACUGUGGGAAGAAAAUGUGCGAAGUGCAAACUGGCAUCCUUUUAAGAGAGUUGAAAACCGUGGAAGAUUGAUUGAAAUUAUAGAUGACAAUGAUGAAAAGCUGAAAGAGCUAAGGAGUGAAUAUGGGGAAGAUGUCUUCAAGGCCGUAGCAAAUGCACUGAUGGAAUUGAACGAGUACAAUCCCAGUGGAAGAUAUCCAGUUUCUGAAUUGUGGGACUGUCAGAAAGGAAGAAAAGCUAGCUUGAAGGAGAUCAUUGAGUACAUUUCGAACAAACUGAAGACACUACAACCCAAAAGGAAGAGAUCGUGACUUUUCCAUGAUCCACCGUCCCGUUCCAAGCAGUAAUCUCCUUUAGUUUACUAAUCCUAUAACGUCCAUCGUUUAUGUUCCCAUAACGUCCAGCAUCAUAGUUUACGUGCCAAAGAUCAUGACAGUUAAA
Molecule: messenger RNA, 660 nt
Organism: Coffea eugenioides
Lineage: Eukaryota; Viridiplantae; Streptophyta; Magnoliopsida; Gentianales; Rubiaceae
Product: factor of DNA methylation 2-like
Exons: 3
Coding region: 33-530 (165 amino acids)
Biological process (GO): gene silencing by siRNA-directed DNA methylation
Source: RefSeq, a predicted model, not a curated record